Molecule: messenger RNA, 1990 nt
Organism: Pongo pygmaeus (Bornean orangutan)
Lineage: Eukaryota; Metazoa; Chordata; Mammalia; Primates; Hominidae
Product: tubulin alpha-3 chain
Exons: 5
Coding region: 550-1902 (450 amino acids)
Biological process (GO): microtubule-based process
Cellular component (GO): microtubule
Molecular function (GO): structural constituent of cytoskeleton; GTP binding
Source: RefSeq, a predicted model, not a curated record
GACUUGGGUAGAUGCCGCGAAGGCCUCUCAAAGGCGGCCCUGUUUGCAAAGAUCUGGAUAAGGCACCUCCAGGGGAACCGGCCUGGGGCAACUGGGGAGGAGGCAGCGGCACAAGUUCGUGGUCAAGCCACUGCAAGGCUGGCAGCUUACCUACAAAGCAAUGUUCCUCCAUCCACAAAGACGCAGUAGCUGCUCCAACCUGGGUCAGAAGACCCCCGGAAACGUCUAAGCCCACGCACUGCCCUCUGACCCCACUGCCUUCCCGCCAGUACUGCAUCCAAUCAGAGGGCCCUCUCUGAGCCUGCUGCCUUCUCUCCAAUCCUGCAUCCAAUCAGAGGGCGUCCCCACUACGUGAGUUGCACAACGGCCAAUUGAAACUAGGAUCCGAGCCUUGGCCUGCCUCCCAGGAGCUCCGGACCAAUGGUGGCCUGGCACCAGCAGGACAAUCCCAGACAGCGUGCGGCGGGAGGCUGUAGUUGGGCGUGCGCAGCUGCAGCGGAGGUUGAGGUCAAGUAGUAGCGUUGGGCAGAGGCAGCGGAGGAGCUCAGCAUGCGUGAGUGUAUCUCUAUCCACGUGGGGCAGGCAGGUGUCCAGAUCGGCAAUGCCUGCUGGGAACUAUACUGCCUUGAACAUGGAAUUCAGCCCGAUGGUCAGAUGCCAAGUGAUAAAACCAUUGGUGGCGGGGACGACUCCUUCAACACGUUCUUCAGUGAGACUGGAGCUGGCAAGCACGUGCCCAGAGCAGUGUUUGUGGACCUGGAGCCCACUGUGGUCGAUGAAGUGCGCACAGGAACCUAUAGGCAGCUCUUCCACCCAGAGCAGCUCAUCACCGGGAAGGAAGAUGCGGCCAAUAAUUACGCCAGAGGCCAUUACACCAUCGGCAAGGAGAUCGUCGACCUGGUCCUGGACCGCAUCCGCAAACUGGCGGAUCUGUGCACAGGACUGCAGGGCUUCCUCAUUUUCCACAGCUUUGGGGGCGGCACUGGCUCUGGGUUCGCAUCUCUGCUCAUGGAGCGGCUCUCAGUGGAUUACGGCAAGAAGUCCAAGCUAGAGUUUGCCAUUUACCCAGCCCCCCAGGUCUCCACGGCUGUGGUGGAGCCCUACAACUCCAUCCUGACCACCCACACGACCCUGGAACAUUCUGACUGUGCCUUCAUGGUCGACAAUGAAGCCAUCUAUGACAUAUGUCGGCGCAACCUGGACAUCGAGCGUCCCACGUACACCAACCUCAAUCGUCUGAUUGGGCAGAUCGUGUCCUCCAUCACGGCCUCCCUGCGAUUCGACGGGGCCCUGAAUGUGGACUUGACAGAAUUCCAGACCAACCUAGUGCCGUACCCCCGCAUCCACUUCCCCCUGGCCACCUACGCCCCGGUCAUCUCAGCCGAGAAGGCCUACCACGAGCAGCUGUCCGUGGCCGAGAUCACCAAUGCCUGCUUCGAGCCAGCCAAUCAGAUGGUCAAGUGUGACCCUCGCCACGGCAAGUACAUGGCCUGCUGCAUGUUGUACAGGGGGGAUGUGGUCCCGAAAGAUGUCAACGCGGCCAUCGCCACCAUCAAGACCAAGCGCACCAUCCAGUUUGUGGAUUGGUGCCCGACUGGAUUUAAGGUGGGCAUUAACUACCAGCCCCCCACGGUGGUCCCUGGGGGAGACCUGGCCAAGGUGCAGCGGGCUGUGUGCAUGCUGAGCAACACCACGGCCAUCGCGGAGGCCUGGGCUCGCCUGGACCAUAAGUUCGAUCUCAUGUAUGCCAAGCGGGCCUUUGUGCACUGGUACGUGGGAGAAGGCAUGGAGGAGGGGGAGUUCUCCGAGGCCCGCGAGGACCUGGCAGCUCUGGAGAAGGAUUAUGAAGAGGUGGGCGUGGAUUCCGUGGAAGCUGAGGCUGAAGAAGGUGAAGAAUACUGAGGGGAGGGUGUGGUGGGUUCUCCACUGCCAACCCCAGCAUGGCUGCUUUCAAGUUCUUUGCAAUUAAAGGUUCUGUAUAAAACCAAGA